Messenger RNA from Apaloderma vittatum (bar-tailed trogon), 1832 nucleotides. RefSeq names its product polymerase (DNA directed), lambda (gene POLL). Gene Ontology annotation, biological process: double-strand break repair via nonhomologous end joining. Bases 1 to 1743 code for a protein of 580 amino acids. Lineage: Eukaryota; Metazoa; Chordata; Aves; Trogoniformes; Trogonidae. Gene Ontology annotation, cellular component: nucleus. The transcript is spliced from 8 exons. Gene Ontology annotation, molecular function: DNA binding; DNA-directed DNA polymerase activity. The record is from RefSeq and is a predicted model, not a curated record.
AUGGAGCCACAAGGGAUUGUCAAAGCCUUUCCCAAGAGGAAGAAGGUGAGGGAUGACUCAGGGAAAAAUGUCCCCCCAAAGAUCCUGAAAGAGGAAGGAACAGAGAUACCUCAGGCAGAGUGGCUGAAACCAGUCACAGCCUACGUGUUGCAAGCUGGCAUCGGCCAAGCCAGGGCAGAGAUCUUCAACAAGCAGAUUGUCCAGAAUGGGGGUGUUGUAUGCAAGCAGCUCUCCUCAGAGGUGACACACGUCAUUAUGGCUGAAGACAUGGACUGUGAUCGGGCCUUUAGGCUCCUUAAAUUAACCAAGUUACCUUCAGGGUUGCAGCUAGUGAAGGCAUCCUGGCUAAGUGCUUGCAUCAGAGACCAGAAGCUGCUGAGUACCACUGGCUAUGGUGUCUUCAUCCCUCGCAGGUACAUGGAGGAGGGAGAACGGCAGAAAGAGCAGCAGCAGCAGGUCCUGGCCAGUGAAGAGAUCCAGCCCCCAGCAGAGGAGGCAGCAGAGAAACCAAAUACUGAAGCGCAGGUGGGAGAUUCCUCGCAGAGAGGCCUGGACAUCCCUGGACAGCAGCAGCUGGUUGAGAAAGACUCCGAUGAUGAAGACAGUGAAGGAGAAGAUGCAAGUGUCACCCAGGGGGAUCUGGAAGCACUGAUUUCUGGCCGCUACCCUGUCAAAUCUUCAGAGGAGACCAGUGACAGCUCUUCCACAGCAGCCCAGCCUGCCAGCAAGUGGGUCUGUGCCCAGUCCUCCAACAGCAAGAAGGAGAAUCAUAACCAAUGCAUCACAGAGAAGCUGGAAGUGCUGGCAAAGGCCUACUCUGUCCAGGGGGACAAGUGGAGAGCUCUGGGCUACUCCAAAGCCAUCAAUGCACUCAAGAGCUAUCACAAGCCAGUCACCUCCUACCAGGAAGCCUGUAAGAUCCCUGGGAUUGGGAAACGGAUGGCAGAGAAGAUCCUGGAAAUCUUGGAGAGUGGGUACCUGCGCAAGCUGGAUCACAUCAGUGAGAGCGUGCCUGUGCUCGAGUUGUUUUCCAACAUCUGGGGAGCAGGAGUCAAGACAGCUCAGACAUGGUACCAGCAGGGUUUCCGGACACUGGAUGAUAUCCGCACCAAGGCGACUCUCACCAGCCAGCAAACCGUGGGGCUGAAGCACUACACGGAUUUCCUGGAGCGCAUGCCUCGCGAGGAAGCUGCAGAAAUAGAACAGACUGUCAGAAAAGCUGCCCUGGCCCUGAAACCUGGGCUUGUAUGUGUGGCAUGUGGCUCCUACCGUCGGGGGAAGCCCACCUGUGGAGACGUGGAUGUGCUGGUCACUCACCCAGAUGGACAGUCUCACCGUGGAGUGUUCAGCAAGCUGCUUGACAGCCUCCGCAGGAGUGGCUUCCUUACGGAUGACCUGGUGACUCAGGAGGACAACGGUGAUCAGAAGAAGUACCUGGGGGUGUGCCGCCUUCCCGGGCCAGCCCGGCGUCACCGCCGGCUUGACAUCAUCGUGGUGCCUUACAGUGAGUUUGCCUGUGCCCUGCUCUACUUCACCGGCUCGGCUCACUUCAACCGCUCCAUGCGGGCCUUGGCCAAAACCAAGGGCAUGAGCCUCUCUGAGCACGCCCUCAGCUCAGCUGUAGUGCGAGGCCCUGGAGGCGUCAAGGUGACAUCUGGCCAUACUCUGCCCACUCCAACAGAAAGGGAUGUCUUCAUUCAGCUGGGGCUGCCUUACCGGGAGCCCUCAGAACGGGACUGGUGACACCCUGCUGUCACCCAGCACCCGAGGCCCACUGACAUGCUGCUGUUUUGGAGGGUGCUGGUUUCCCCAGUGCUGCUCUGUGGUGACUG